Molecule: messenger RNA, 2053 nt
Organism: Sphaerulina musiva SO2202
Lineage: Eukaryota; Fungi; Ascomycota; Dothideomycetes; Mycosphaerellales; Mycosphaerellaceae
Exons: 1
Coding region: 140-1771 (543 amino acids)
Source: RefSeq, a predicted model, not a curated record
GAUCUUGUGUUGACACGACUAUUGUUGACCGAGCGAGAGUGUGAACAUCACCGCUUCCCCCCUCCGAAAUCAUUCCUAUCGUCAUCGCCCCCUCCCCCCAGCCCCGAGUAUCAGCCGCAAAAACAACAAACAAUUCGUCAUGACCCGAGUCUCAUACACCAAAAUCACACCUCUACCCUCCAAUGUACCGCGCCAACUCGCCGUGGAGCUGCUCCACGCGCACGAAGAAGUCAUCAAACUCAAUCCCCUCGUAACGGGAGUCAAAGGCAUCGAAACCCCACGCGACAGUCCCAACGACGAGUACUUUUCGCAAUGGUACGAGAUUUCCGAAAUUAUCACCUGGGGCUUUGGGAUGAAGAAGAAGAUUCUCUUCAAGGGAGUUUUUCACGAUCAGCCAUGGGGCAUGCAAUCGCAUGUGUAUGCGCCCAUGGGCGUGGACUUGAGGAAUAAAUAUCGUAUUGGUGGGAAUCAGCCGGGGGAACCGCGAGAGCCGAGGGAGUUGGGCGUGGAUACGCCGCUCGAUGGAUUGUAUUUGAGAGAGGAUGUGGAGAUUGUGUGCAAUAUUGCUUUGGCGAGCUUCGUCAAGAAGGAAACCAAGGAUGCGACGGGGAAGAUGAUUGCUCGACUGGCCAAGAAGGCGGAAUUGCUGGAUGAAGGCAAGCUGCAUGCCAUGUUCGAGAAUGGCAGACUGAAAACGGCGAAACCGAGCGCCUUCAGCGACCGUGGUGACGAUGCGCACAGUCUCGCGCCGAGCAGUCCUGGUGCGUUCCCCUUUGCGCCAGGAAGUCCGAGCCCAAGCAUGUCCUCUGCAGGUUUCGGGCCCCGACUAGAUCAGCGUGGCUACGGGAAUUAUCACGAGAUUAGGAGGUCUUCGAGUCAGUACGGCGGAUCGAGUCAAUAUGCGCCUGCAUACCAGCAACAAGGCUACAACGGUCCAGAAAACACACGACCUGGUGCAUCACAUAACAUGCCCAUGAUUAAUGAGCUCCCAGGCGAUUACUACCAACAUCAAGGCCUACAACCUCACCCAUUGAAGCCACAGGGCCAGGUCUUCCGCUCAGAACUCCCAGGCGACAACAGUUUCAGUACGGGGACCGGAACACCCUCGCCUCAGCCAUCUCCAGGCCAAGCACCCGCAGAUUUCGAAAAGGGCCCGAAUCGGCAAUACCACCCAUACGCGACUCCACCUCAGCAAUACGCGAACGAGCGCAAUCAUAGUGUUUCCACACAAGGCGGUUACCACGCCUACGCGAACUCCGACGUCUCCCAGCGCAACUUCAGUAUGCACGGCAGUCCUCGCCAGAAUCCAUCCGACUGGCAAAGUCAACAACAGUCUCAAUACUACAACGGCAACGGCGUCGGUCAAGCCAUCUCCACAGACGAAGGCCUGACCGCUCAUCGAUAUUCCGACCCCAACGGUCCUCCCUAUCCCAGCUCGAGACCUCCAAGCGAAUUGCAGUCGGAACCCGAUCAUCAGCGGUUCUCGCAAAUGAGCGUACAGAGUGGAACUUCUUCUUCACAGCAACAAGCCGCGCAAAGUAGUGAUAACGCUCAACCGACCAUUCCCCCUCGAGACCCCAGGCGUGGUAGUAGUGCUGUCCGGUCGCAGUCUUCUCACGAGGGAAGCGUCUCUUCCAAUCGAGGAGGAGGAGGAGCAACUACUGAUACCCACGACAAAACUCCUUCUGCAGCAACUUGUCCCGUCUGUGGACUCUUCGAAGGCGAUGAAGCCGCUGUGAGCCAUCAUGUCAGCAAGGCGCAUUUUGCAUGACGAUUCGGCUGAUUUGGCUUCCUCUUGCUCUUCCUCUACUUCUUCUCCUUGUUCUUCUUCUUCUUCUUCUUGAAUUUCCUAAGAGAGGGAAAACCCAGUACCACCUAAGCAACGAUUUUAACGAACAACUAGGUGGAUGUUUUUUUCAAGUGUUUACGAGUGUUAUGAAGGAUGAUGGAUGAGAUGACCUUUUUUUGCGUAUUGUUUGGGAGAGGAAGGAGGAAGGAAGGAAAGAAGGAAGGAAGGAAAGAAGGAAGGAAAGAAGGAAGGAAGGAAGGAAGG